GUUGACACACGUUUCCCAUAAAAUCUUCUAUCUCUUUCGGCUGCUGUUUCACUAAUCCUUCCAACUUCGUCAGCUGUAUCUUCACACAUUACCCUCUCCCUCUGCAAUCCACAUCUCUCUCCAAUCUCUCUCUAUAUAUAAUUAACUACAUCUCCCAUUCACCUCAUCUCUCUCUCUCCCCCUCCCUCCCUCUCUCGCCUCUCUCUCUCAAUAUCCUUACUUUUCUUGACUCAUCUUCCCAAGAAUCUCUCGGAUUAUAAUCCAUUUUAACAUGAAAGCUUUUUAUACAAUCUUUUUGUUUCUGUCUCUGGUUUAUGUAUCUUCUUGUCACGAAAAUUUCGAUCCUCACACACUUCCGAGGCCUUUGAUUGUUGAUUUGUACAAAAAACUACCUAUAUCAGAAGAUGUUGCUUUGCAUUGUACUAGCUGGAGGUUUGCAGGGGAGGCGAAUAAUUUGAGCCCGUGGAAAACAAUUCCGCAAGAAUGUAAAGAUUAUGUGGAUGACUAUAUAAAUGGGAAGGCUUAUAAAAGCGAUCUCGAAAGGGUUUCGAGAGAGGCUAUAUUGUAUGCUCAAACUGUGGAACUUAAAGGAGACGGGAAGGAUAUUUGGGUGUUUGAUGUGGAUGAGACUUUGCUUUCGAAUCUUCCUUAUUAUGCCGACCAUGGCUAUGGAUUGGAAAUUUUUGACAAUGUGGCAUUUGAUAAAUGGGUCGACAAGGGAACAGCAGAGGCAAUCGAGUCGAGCUUGAAGCUUUAUGAAGAACUAGUAAAGCUUGGUUUCAAGGUUUUCUUGCUGACAGGACGCAGUGAACGACGUCGUAAUGUUACUGUUGAGAACUUGACUAAAAGUGGCUUUCAUGAUUGGGAAAAGCUCAUAUUGAGAGGUGCUGAGGACCAAGGAAAACCUGCAACACAAUUUAAGUCGGAGAAGAGGAGCCAGAUGGUGGAAGAGGGGUACCGCAUCCAUGGUAACUCGGGAGAUCAAUGGAGUGACUUAUCAGGAUCAGCCAUUUCAGCCCGAUCAUUCAAGCUGCCAAAUCCUAUGUAUUAUAUUGCUUAACGAAACUAAAUUGUCUGCUUAAUAUUUCAAAUUCGAGAUUAUAUAGACUACAAUGCAAGUAUGCAGACCUGUUAUGACUUAUGAGUAUGCCCCUGUGAGCCUGUGACUCUUACAGGUGCCAUAAUGUACUGCCUCUUUAAAAUCUUCAUAAAUUUAAAUAUUUGUACGCAUUGUUCCUCA
This is a messenger RNA of Daucus carota subsp. sativus, 1240 nucleotides long. Its product is annotated as acid phosphatase 1. The record is from RefSeq and is a predicted model, not a curated record. Gene Ontology annotation, molecular function: acid phosphatase activity. The transcript is spliced from 3 exons. Lineage: Eukaryota; Viridiplantae; Streptophyta; Magnoliopsida; Apiales; Apiaceae. The coding region runs from base 272 to 1060 and encodes 262 amino acids.